AUGGUAAGGAAAUUAAUAAUAGUUGAUCAGUUGUCUCACACUAGUGUUUUGUCAAAUGGUAUUGGAGUAGUUAUUUUACAAAUGCCUCAACAUUCUGAAGUACUUCUCACUAAAGAUAAUGUGGAGGAUCUACCCGACGACGAGGACGACCUCGACGACGGCGUCGUUGAAGAGGGUGCUCAACAGCCCGCACCCGGCGGUGCACUCACCUUGCGAGGUCUCCUUAUGAAAGUCAAGAGAACCGUACGAUUUUUCAAGCAAAGUGAGGUUGCUGCCAGUCGGCUCAAAGAACUUCAAAAGGUGGAGCAGGGAAAGAAAGAUGGACAGUGCUUGCGCCUUAUUCAAGAAGUCAAGACAAGGUGGAAUUCUUGCUUCGAAAUGCUUCAGAGAUAUCUCCUUUUGGCACCUCUCGUUGUUCGAGUCGUCCUUGACUUACAACGCCAAAGGAUCAGCAGGGCUCCGGCCCCGGACAUAAUCAGCCCUGCCGAGGAAGAGAUCCUGAAGGAGGUGAAGGACCUACUGGCCCCGCUGCACCGGGCUACACAGGAAGUGAGCAGUGAGAAGCUGGUGACUCUGAGCAAGUGCAUCCCCGUCAUCAACAGUCUCCGCACUGAAAUUGAGAAGUACUCGGCCACAAAAACAAUUUCUAAACAAGUGAAGGAAAUUCUUAAGGCACUCCUUAAAGAUGCUUUUGAUUCAAUUGAACUUGUGCCGAUGUACGCUGCGGCAACCCUGCUGGGUCCGCGGUUCAAGAAGUUUGGUUUCCGUCAGGACCUAACAACCCCUCGCCGCGUCGGCAAUGCAAUAUCCUUUGUCGGCGAUCUGGUAAAGAAGAAGAUGAGAGCAGCUGAAGUGCAAGCCCAGGCGGAGCAAGCAUUGGAAAGGGAAGAGAACCCAGCAGCCCAAGAGCCGACUGAGCCUGAUGACUUUUGGUCCUCGCUCGACCAGCAAGUGGAGCAGCAAUCCUCUCUUCACUCUGGGCAGGACGUCGCGGGGGGAAUACCCGUGCAAUUGCGCGCCUACCUGGAUAGCCCACCUGUGAAGAGGAAGGAUUACCCCAACCCUCUCAUCGCUUGGGAACCUUUAAAAGGGGAACUCAGACACGUAUAUGCGGUGGCUCAGGAGUACCUGUCCAUACUGGCGAACUCUGUACCCUCUGAGCGCCUCUUUUCUCAUGCAGGCAUGAUCUCCAACCAAAAAAGGACCCGGCUUGCUGCAAAGCGUUUGGAGAUGCUAGUUUUUCUCAGGUCUUGUGACGAUGAUCUCUGGUUUGAUUGAAUAGAUUUUCUAAUUCUUGACUCUAGAUAAUUUCCUAGUCCUAUAGAACAAUUUUUAGUUAAGGUAUGCACUGAUAACUUUUAAGAGCUACUAGUCCUCUGUUAUUACUCUGGUACCUUACUCACUUUAUAACAACGUUUACAUUGUUUAUGGAACAUUUAUUUAAUUAUUAAACAUUUAUGUAAUGAAGACACAAGGUUUUAUUUUGAAUGUACCCCAGGAAUAUCACCACGUUCACCUUAAAACAGUAGUUGUAUUGCUAUUUUGUAAAAUUUUGAUACUCUGGCGUAAUUUUACUGAUUUUCUAGUUUUUUUCGAUUUUUUCCGAAUAAUUCGAACAUAUUCGAAUGCUGGCGCCGAAUAUCGAAUAUUCGAGAAUCUGUUUCGAAUUGACAUCCCUAAUUGGGACUGGUCUCACCGGUCUAUAAACCCUGGCCUAGUGCCAGGAGAUCGAGUCUGCUACCUCAUCCAACUCUUGACCUACCGCACGCACUCUCGCCCACCUCUCUCUCUCUCUCGCCAACGCGUGUCCUUUGAGCU
This is a messenger RNA of Frankliniella occidentalis (western flower thrips), 1818 nucleotides long. Its product is annotated as zinc finger BED domain-containing protein 4-like. The coding region runs from base 1 to 1278 and encodes 425 amino acids. Lineage: Eukaryota; Metazoa; Arthropoda; Insecta; Thysanoptera; Thripidae. Gene Ontology annotation, molecular function: protein dimerization activity. The record is from RefSeq and is a predicted model, not a curated record. The transcript has 5 exons.